ACCCCACUAUUUAGAAACGUAAAGGUGUAAAUAGACAUUUUAGUUAUUUCAAAGGUCAUCGAGUUCAAUUAAUAAAAAAACUUAUCAUGAAUUAUAAAACGUGUGAUAUUUAAUAAAUUUUGCGAAGUCAUGUCGAAACGGCGUCCAAUACAUUCAAAUCCAUCUCGGUUGAAUUUCCGUAGUAUGGAAAAUCCAAAAACUGAAAAUCGUGGUACACGACCAACAGCAGAACCAACAUCAGUUCAAGAAAUUUUCACUUUAAUGGUAUUACAUGUUUGUAAAAAAUCGAUAUUUUUCGAUAUUAAUUUAAAGGUAGCUUUAUACUUAGGUGCAUUAUUUUUACUAUCAUUAAUCACCGAUUUUUUACCUUUUCCAAAAACAUAUUUUGCUCGUUCUGAUAAUUUAUUUAAUCAAUAUUUUGUGAAAUUUGCAUGGGGUUGGAAUUUAUUAUUGUUAAUUCCAUUUGUAACGUUAUCAUCGCUUACAUAUUGUUGUGGAAAUAUUCGAACUGUUGUUCGAGAACAUUUACCAAGGAUUGCAAUCGCUACUUUCUUCUGGUUAUUCUGGAUUAAGUUUUUUAAUUUCAUUGAAACAACUUAUGGAAAGUGCAACAAUAAACAAUAUGACUCAAAACCAAGUUGUUUAAAGGCUGGUUUAUUUUGGAAUGGAUUUGAUAUUUCAGGACACAGUUUCAUUUUAAUAUAUGGAAGUUUAAUGUUAAUUGAAGAAGCUCGAGUGAUUAUUGGUUGGGAAACUAUUAAAGAAAAUUUACGAAAUGAACAGCAUAAUCGAAGUGUUCAAACAUUACAAUCAAAUAAUAUACUCCGUAAUUUAUCUGAACAUGAAUUAAUUGGUGUAAAAGUAUUUUACGAGAAAUUUACGAUAUAUGUACGAAUAUUAUUUAUUGCAAUGACAGUACUACAAAUUUUAUGGGAUGUUAUGUUAAUAUCAACAAUGUUAUACUAUCACAUAAUGGCUGAAAAAUUUGUUGGUGGAAGUAUUGCCAUUUUAACCUGGUAUUUUACGUAUCGAUUUUGGUUUAAACAACCGAAUUUAUUACCAAGAGCACCUGGCGAUGGUUCGUUUAAAUAUACAAAAGCAAAAGAUACAUCAACAACGAAUUUAAAUCGAAAAGCAAGUUUUACAAUGCCAACAACGUCAACGCCAAAAUCAACACCGAAAUUUAUGGGUAUGCCAAUUUAUAAACCUGCUGAAACUAACACAUCUCGUAAGAAUGGCAACGGGGAAAAUAUACCAAACACUGCUACUAGUUUAAGAUAAUACGAUUUGUUAUAAAACGAUUUUUAGUAGAUUUAUUUAGUAGCUCAUUUUUUAUAUUUUGUUAUUCUUUUGUCUCAAGUCCGUAGCCAAAACAAUUUUUCGUACCUGUUGAGUAAAACCGAAAGAAUGUUGUAUAAAUCCAACCAGGUCCAUCAAAGAGGACAAAGUUUGAUUAAAAUAAAUACAUCCUCAAAACUGAUGUC
Molecule: messenger RNA, 1484 nt
Organism: Chrysoperla carnea
Lineage: Eukaryota; Metazoa; Arthropoda; Insecta; Neuroptera; Chrysopidae
Gene: Fitm
Product: acyl-coenzyme A diphosphatase FITM2
Exons: 1
Coding region: 130-1281 (383 amino acids)
Biological process (GO): lipid storage; lipid droplet organization; phospholipid biosynthetic process
Cellular component (GO): endoplasmic reticulum membrane
Source: RefSeq, a predicted model, not a curated record